Molecule: messenger RNA, 993 nt
Organism: Mya arenaria
Lineage: Eukaryota; Metazoa; Mollusca; Bivalvia; Myida; Myidae
Product: huntingtin-interacting protein K-like
Exons: 3
Coding region: 8-376 (122 amino acids)
Biological process (GO): negative regulation of apoptotic process; protein stabilization
Source: RefSeq, a predicted model, not a curated record
AAGGCACAUGUUCGCCAAAAUGUCCGCCGAGGAAGAAAUAACCGAAACAAACGGCGAUGAAAGUGGAAAUAAGGCUAAAAAGCCCGGAAAAUAUGACUCCAGUGCGGCUGAUUUGGAGAAAGUAACAGACUUUGUUGAGGAAACCGAAAUCGCACCGCAAGAUAUUGGAGAGGCCAUAAGGGUAGCCAAUGAUGAAAACCAGAAGCUGUCAGUUGCCAAGAAAGAAAUGGAAAAAGAAUUGUCUAAAGUGAAGAUCACCAAGGAGGAUGUAGAUCUUAUUGUCCAUGAGAUGGAGAUAACUAGAAACCUCGCUGAGAGAAAACUGCGGGAACAUCGGGGGAAUGUGGUCGAAGCAUUGAUAGAAUUGACUAACUGAACGAGCCACUGAGGUGUUUCAUAAAUUAAAAUUGUUUUAAAUUAAUGUGAUAGAUUGAUCCAUGUAUCUUUGAGAAGUUCUUCAAAAGGAUGUUUAACUUCCAAUAAAGAUUACAUAGUGAAAGAACUAAUGAUUGAAGCUUGUUUAGAAGAUAUUUGAAUCUACAAAGGACAGCAUUGGAGAACAGAAUUGGGGAACAAUUUGACAAUUUAUUUUAAAGGUAUUUUUUUUGGAAUAAAUUAUAAUGCAUAUAAGGCAAUUUAUUUGGAUUUUUCUAUUAAAAAUUUAAUUCGCAUAUUACUAUUUGUAGUAGUGGUCAAGACAUUAUAGUUAUUGUGUAUUCAUAUCCUUAUGCUUCACAAUUCAGACCCUGCAAUUUCAUACUGAGCUUUGUUUCUGACUGAAAGAAAUAGCUGUUAAAUGUUAAUUCCAUUAUACUGUUAAACAUACAUGUACCCCAGAGAAAGAUAAAUACAACUUCAUUUCUGCAAGCAGUUAAUGGCAUAUCAUUCUUGAAAAGGUAAAAGGUGAACAUUGAAUAGUUUUGAAAGAAAUUGUGAAGAUAUUUGAUUUUUGUGAUGCUUUUUAUACCAUUCAAAAUAAAAGUUUUGAAAAUA